Molecule: messenger RNA, 2136 nt
Organism: Lichtheimia ornata
Lineage: Eukaryota; Fungi; Mucoromycota; Mucoromycetes; Mucorales; Lichtheimiaceae
Exons: 2
Coding region: 1-2136 (711 amino acids)
Molecular function (GO): protein binding
Source: RefSeq, a predicted model, not a curated record
AUGAACGACGACAAUUCCAAUGUACUCGACAUUCACGUUCCACCACGGCCAGCGUUCAAUGUGGACACUCUUCAAGAACAGAUCGGGGUGCUCGAUGUCUACAGUGAAACAAGGAACCAUGGGGGGGCGUUGACUUCGGUGGAUGCGAUGAUAGCCAUGGUGCAAAACGACAUUCUGACGACGACAUGUUUGGAGCGUGCUUUGGCCCGAGCACUUGGAGGAGACACAGCAGCAGCCUUGAAGGAGAUAGACGUGGUGAUCCAGCAACAGCCUACGCUUGUCAAAGCCUACAUUUAUGCAAUACGAAUCGCGUGUUUAAACGAUCUCAGACGGGGAUGGUUAUACUAUCAUCAGGGGAAUGACAAAGUGGCUCGACAUGUGCCUGAAUUCGAUACCUUCUCGAUGAUUGGAGAGGCUUUGGCAGCUACGAUUAUGAAGCAGAAUAGUUGGAGACUUCCUUACGACGUCGUGGCAACCAUUGUUGAGCUGCUGUCAUUCGACGAUCGGAUCAAUUUCGCUCAUACCUGCACCUAUUGGAAGGAUUUCAUACUCACUUGCCCUCAAGCCUGGAGAAGACUACAUUUCAAACCUGGAACGGAGACAAAGUGGGGUGCUUGGCUCAAGAAGCAUUCGGCUACAAUGGAACCCUACAUCCGCCAUGUCAUUAUCGGUGAUCAGCAGGUGUUCAGCAACUUUGUUAUACACAUGAAUCAUCUCGAGACGUUAGAGAUUAGUGACUUGCCCAAGGAUAUGGGAUGGUUCUACGGUGAUAAUAUAUGGCGGGACGGCGUGAUUCGCGACUUCUUCAAUACACGAGUACCAAGGAAGAAGAAACAGCUGGAAUCUUUCAGAACUAGUGGUGUAAGUCGUAUCAUCCACAGGUCAAUAUCGGAUAUCCUCACCCUGAAUCCCGAGCUCAAGACACUGUCGGUGGUUACCGGUUCUUAUGCACAGCGUGAACACCAUCCAUCAAUUGCAAUCAAAACAGCAGCUACACUCUUCCUCAGGGAACUAUCAAUAUUAUAUGCAGAUCCCGAUGCUCAGGGCCUUGCUUCCAUCCUUGAAAGGUCACCCAAUCUCGAGUCUCUUGUAUAUAUCACCAAAGCACGUCAUCCACAAUCCUUUGAGAUUUUACAUUCCAAGUGUGAACAUGUUGCGAGCACCAUCAACAAGCAUUGUCCAAGGAUCAAGAGCCUAUGUUAUUUGCGAGAUGAUGUAUCAUGCUGGAACACGUUUGCCAAGGAAGCUGCUGCUGGACAAGACAUCCUUGCCUAUUAUGACAUGUCUGAUACCAAAGCUGAAGACCAUCUUCUUGACUUUGCCAAGCGACAUCAAGAUACCUUGAAAGCCAUCAUCAUUGAUCUCAAAUAUACCCUCCCAACCUCUUAUUUUGUUCAUUUCCUCCUCCACACUACACUGCCCCGGCUCACUUCACUGUACAUUCGAGGAAGAUUUGAAUCGACAGCAUCAUUGGCUACCGCCGACACCCGUUUCUACCUUAGCUAUUCAAAAGUUGCAAACAUGAUUCAACGACAUUCAAAACUAAGACAUGUGAGACUUGAAAAGGCGUGUGAAUUGGAAAAGCCGGUGUUACAGGCCAUAUCCCGGUUAAAUCAACUUGAGGAAGUGUCACUCGGCUUCUUUUAUGUAUCGCUCGCGGAUCGCAUGGAUGAUCUAUCGAUGUUAUUGGAUAAAACACAAGCAACACUCAAACGCUUUCACCUGCAUGUUGGCAUCAGCAAUCUCAACACACAUCAUAUCUUCAACCUUGUGGAUAAAUAUGAUCAAUUGACACAUUUGACAUGCGGCACAAACCUCAACCUGAUGCUGGAUGGUAUCACUGAUUUCGUUCGCAUGGGAUCCAGCACCUUUUCUCCACCAAAGCGGUCGCGACAAUUGACCUCCUUGAGACUAUUGGCACCAUCAGGCAACUUGAACUACAUGGCAUUUGAACCCAUAUCCGAUUUGGCUUUACUCCCAAACCUCAAAAACCUGGAGAUCACACAUAUGGCUGGUCAACGACUCUCUGCUACACUGAUGGGUGCAUUGGUCAGGCCUCGUCCCGAUUUAACAGCACGAGUCACCUCUGGCGGUCAAGUCUAUAUCUAUCCGAGUACAGCGGAUCCUUUCGUAUAA